AUGACCACCUUCCACCCAUUUCCCCGCCUUCCGUAUGAACUCCGCAUACAGAUAUGGAAGUUGACGGUCGAACCUCGCACCGUCGAAAUCCGGGUAGGCGGCUUCUACAAAGACCUCGGUCCAAAAACCAAAGACAAGCCCGAAGGCGAGCCCGCAGACAGACAGUACGUACAGUACCUCGUCACCCCGACGCCCGUGCCCGGUCCUCUGCAGACAUGCCGAGAAGCCCGGAACCUGGGACUGUACCAACGAUCCAUGUCCGGGCUAUCCGACCUCACCGGCGACGAGAAGCAGUACGUCUGGCUGAACCUCGACAUCGACCUCAUCUGCUUCAGGGGCGGGUCGCUGGAAAAAUUCAACCAGGUCGCACCGAGCGUGAAGCGGCUGAAGCUGGAAUCAAAGAGCGAGUUUCGCCAUUUCGUCAACGUAGAGGAGGUGCACGUGAUCUGCAAGAACGGGAUGAGGGAGUGGCAUGGGUCCACGGCCGAUAACUGGUGGCCUUGCAGCCAGGAGAAUUUGAUCUUCAUCGACCCGCGUGAUGGGCUGAUCUUGAAUGGCGUCCAGAUGGAGGCCAAGUUUGACGCGAUGGGCCGUCCUGUGAUUGAUCCCCUCGACCCUACCUACUGGGGUCCUCCAAUUCCUCCAAUUCAAUAUGAAUGA
Molecule: messenger RNA, 660 nt
Organism: Clonostachys byssicola
Lineage: Eukaryota; Fungi; Ascomycota; Sordariomycetes; Hypocreales; Bionectriaceae
Source: the annotation of a GenBank genome assembly